Molecule: messenger RNA, 1542 nt
Organism: Paraglomus brasilianum
Lineage: Eukaryota; Fungi; Glomeromycota; Glomeromycetes; Paraglomerales; Paraglomeraceae
Source: the annotation of a GenBank genome assembly
AUGUCGAAAUUUCCACAAACUGUAUUCAAAGUAUUCCAACAAUAUGGCCUAACCGUUACUUCGAAGAUAAUAGAUUAUCUUAGGGAUGUGUUCGAAGAAAAGGAAGUUCCUCAGGAAGAAUGGGUCGAGAGUUUAAGUAACAUAGCAGAGGAAUACCAAAGCGAUUUGUUACCCAAGUUAGUAGACUUGGAUAACUUGGACAAAUUGAUAAAAAGACUUCAAGACACUGCCCUUGAUGCAACAGUAGAAGAUGAAAUAAUGCUAGAUGCGCAGGCGGAAAGCAAUCAACCGAUGCAACCAUACCGAGAAGAUAAUAUAACAGAUCUGGAGGUUGACCCACGCAAAUUUUUCCACAUACACAAUAUCUUUGAUAUAAAUGAUUAUAAAUUGUUUGAUGAUAAAGAGACAAUAGCGAUGAGGUUGAAAGAGCGACGAGACUUGAUACGCAAGAAAAUCAUGCAUAAGGAAGAACUUGAACGCAAUGGGCCAAAACUGGCAUCAAUAAAGGAUCUCGCUGGUCGAAUAGGCGGAAGCUUUAGAUUACUUGGGGUAAUUUCUAUGCUAGGGGACGAGAACAAAUUUUUUCUUGAUGACAUGGAUGAUAGCAUUGAAUUGGAUUUGUCUUCGUAUUCUGGAGAAAUGGAAUUUGUGCUUGAGGAUACCUUUGUUGUUGUUGACGGAACUUAUUCUGAAAACGAUGAAGACGAGAUCUUUCUGGUAAAGGAUGUUCACAGUCCACCUCAUGAAAAACGGGAAAUCACCAAGAACGAGUUCGGAUAUGAAGGCUACUGGACACCCAAACAUCCAAUAAGAGAUUUGGGCGUUAUCAAAUCAUACGAAGCCAAAUUGAUGCAGACUCAGUUCGUGAUAUUAUCUAACGUUGAGCUCGACAAUCCAAAGACACUACGAGAGUUAUCGACGCUCUUCAAGAAAUACCAAUCAGAAGCGCAGAAAGGGCGUGUCUUUCCAUUCUUUGUAUUUAUAGGAAAUUUUAUUUCAUGGAAGUUCUCAUACGGAGACCAUAACACUAAAACUUAUAGAGAUUACAUGACCUCUCUUGGAGUGCUAAUCUCUCGAUAUCACGACUUGGCACAAAAUGCACAUUUUGUCUUUGUUCCGGGACCAAACGAUCCUAGCUUGGGUCCUGAAUUGCUUCCAAAAUCAAAGAUACCUGACAUAUUCACUGACAGACUGAGGGCGAUGGUUUCCAACGCUUCAUUCGUCAGCAAUCCCUGCAGGCUUAAGUAUUUUACCAAAGAAAUCGUUAUAUUUCACGAGGAUGCUCGGAUGUUACUGCAGACAGUACCUCUACAUAAGAACAAAGAGAUCACCAAAGAGAGUUUGAAAAUGCAGGCAAAUUAUACACUGAGAUUGUAUCCUACGCCUGAUGUCUUGAUUUUAGCUGCUAGCAAUGGAAUGUGGAAGUCACAACUCGAUGACUGCCUUUGCUUUAAUCCUAAAUCAUUCGCCCAUGGCUGGGGUUAUUAUCAACCAAACAUAAAUGAAUACAAAUCAAAAGAACAUGGGGAGGAUUUGAAAUAG